AUGCCGAUCCAAUUAUCGAUUGAGGUCAAGCAGCCUAAGAGAACAAGCUCCCCUAAAAGAAUUUACCAAACGUCAUCAGCGAGUAGCAAUGUACCUCACCAAGAAACUCAAAUUAAUAACAACACUCGGAAUGUAAAUUAUUCAAAUCAACCACAUAAAAUUGUAGAAUCCAUGAUUUGGAGGCCAAUAACCGAACAACCAGCAACACCUUCCCCUAGACAUAAGGACAACGGUCCCAAGAGAUACAACAAAUACAACAAAACCAAUGAUCCCAAUACCACAACCAUAACAUCAACAAGUAUUGCAACAAGAAAUUUCGUCCGAUCAUCCAUUGUAAAUAUUAGUUCGGACGAUCUGAAAGAACCCAAAAAAACAAAGCGAAAAAAGUAUGCCAUUCAAGCCUUUCUACCUAAACAAAAACUUAAUCCAAAGUUUGAAAUUAAUAUGAACAGAUAUAGAGCUGAAUAUCAAUUUGUCAAGGAUCAGAUGAGACAGAUGGAGGAGAGAAUGAAAUAUUUGAAUGAAGACAGCUUUGGCGAAGACGGCGAUGCCAUUGCAUUUUCAGAAGGUGUAUUGGAGGAGUACAAAAUUGUUGAGGAUUCUGAAGAACCAACUGUACCUCCUCUGCCUUCUGUUGCUUCACCUUCACAGAUUAGUAUGAGAAGAACACAGUCAGCUUCAUCAAUUAAUAGACCAAAAAGUGUUUUACAAGCAAAAAGCCCUACACGCGUGAGGCCCCAACAACGAUUUGAUCCCGCUGUUCAUUCAUCAGAAAUAUUUCACGGUGACACUUCAUCUUUUGGAAGCAUGACAAGGUCGGUUACUAUAACAAGGCCAAAACAGUUUUUCGCAAGGACCAAGCGUGCCAAAAGUCAAAAAACAAAUGAAGUAUCUUCCCCAAGCAAUAGUGACAGUAGUAGUGUCAGACACUCCGUUUCAGGGGAAUUUUUGAGAAAAUCUCUCCCGCAAUAUUCCAAGUCAUCCCUUAGACAGUCACACACAGCAUCCACCAAAAGUAUUCUCAGAAGCUGCAAAGACUUUGAUCAAAUUGGUCGACCAGUGUCACAAGGAAGUAACAGAACAAGGUAA
This is a messenger RNA of Naegleria fowleri, 1089 nucleotides long. RefSeq lists its product as uncharacterized. NCBI's taxonomy places the organism in Eukaryota, Heterolobosea, Eutetramitea, Acrasida, Naegleriidae. The record is from RefSeq and is a predicted model, not a curated record. The coding region runs from base 1 to 1089 and encodes 362 amino acids. The transcript has a single exon.